GGGGAAAGCUGGGCUUCUCCCACAUCUCAGAUUGCGUUCUGGGGUUGGACUGACCACGAAGUUUAGCCAUCCAACUCGCCACGUAAGCGUUGGCAUGGCCAAUUCCUGACUCGGACCUUGGUCGCACUUAGUCGUGGGCCCACGUCGCAGAAAUUGUGGCCGGCAAGGUGCGCAUGGCUAAACCUCGAGCCGCAUGGCUAGACAUUGAAAUGUGCAAUUCCGACGUGGCGAGUCGCAUGGCUAAACUUCAUGGUCGGCCAUACUUCCUGAACGCGGCCUCAGACAUUGAGAUAACAGGGAGCUAUGUCACUUGGUCUCGUAUUUCCAGUUGAUGGAGGUGUUGAUUUUAGUCGAGUCGUUCCGCUAGUUUUAGCUCUCCUUACCGUCGAUGUUUUCUUAUCGCUAGGCUUCAGGAAGACAUCCUCACCGUCUGUGUGAGCUUAUAGCACCCACUGGGCCUGCUUUUGAGUCGACUCAAAAGCUUCCACUAGGCCUUUCGAAGAACGUUGAGUCUGCUCGCAUUUUCGGCUGCUGUCGCUCGGCCUCGCGGACCUUUCUGGCGAGAGCUGCGCCUGCGGUCGUUAGCGUGCUACUAGUAACAGGAGUAGUUCUGGGGUUACAGAUGGUAACCACGACGUAAACCGUCAGCUCGCGAUGGCGAAAGCUGGUCACCAGCACGGCGCUGGCGGCGACAGCAGGCUGCUAUCUCUCCCCGACGAACUCCUCCUCACAAUCCUCGGCUUCGUAAGCCAUUCCUCCGAUCGCUCCACCGUCGCUCUCUCCUGCUCCCGCCUCCGCCUCCUCUCGCGACGCACGCCCCACUCGCUCCGCCUCCAUUUCCGCACACGCGGAGUGGUGGGUAACGCUCGGGGAUGGCUGAAAAGUUUUGACGAUUAUUCAAGGGUAUUUACCCGCAUCACGGAUCUGACCAUGGAGAUCAGCGGUUUUGUCAGGAACCAGCUGGUGCCGGCUAUUGGAGCGGGCUGCCCGAAAUUGGAAAAGCUGAAGCUUGUAGCGCCGUGGGAUGACUUUUACACCAACUCUGCUGGAUGGAGAAGGCUCGCAAAGCAAUGCCCGCUCUUGACAACGCUGGAGCUCGACUGCCCAUACGCCCGCCGCUCGCAUCUGUCUGCGAAGACCAUCCUGCCUCCAGUGCACGCCUUCCCUGCCCUACACUCCCUGACCCUCCUCUUCCACCCCACUGAUUUCUUCUACCUCCCCCGCUGCUCCUCCCUCACCUCCCUCACCCUCUGGAGCCCCGAACCCUCCACCCUCUCCUCUCUUGCCUCCCACUCCUCCUCCUCCUCCUCAUCCUCCUCCUCCUCAUCCUCCCCCUCCUCUACCUCCUCCCUUCGCUCCUCCCUUAGAUCCCUCACUAUCCAUUCCGCCAAGCUAGAAUCCUCCCUCUCACCCCUGGCCUCCUUCCCCGCCCUCUCCUCCCUCUCCUUCCACUCCUGCAGCAUCGACCCGUUCGAGCUCCACUCCCUCUCUCGCUCCCUGCACACCCUCACCCACCUCACCAUCCACUCCUGCCCCCUCGUCUCCAGCCAUGCCCUCGCUUCCCUGCUUCAAGCCAACCCUGCUCUCGUCUCGCUCUCCCUCCAAGGCAACUCGUACCGUCUGUUCAGUGCCCUAGGCUUCCGCUCCCUACUCCACCUCUCCUCCUCCCGUCUCCGCUCCCUUCGCCUCUCUGGCCUCCCCUCCUUUCGCCCUGGUAUGCUUGCUCGCUGCAGCGGCCUGCAGUCGCUGACUGUGGAAGGAGGGAGGGAGGGGGGAGGAGAGAACCGGACUGGGGGGGGAAGGGAAGGAGGAGGUUGGCAGACGCAGAGCGGGUUUGUGGCUCAAAUGUCGCUGGAAAGCCUUGUAGGUAUGCUAGUGCGGGUAGAAAGGAGGGGUGGGGGGGGAGGAGGAGGAGGAGGAGAGAAUGCAAGAGGGGAGGGUGAAGCGGAGGAAAGCGAAGGAGGAGGGGAGGGAGGCGGGAAACAGGAAGGGAGAGCUCGUACAGGAACAGCAGCAGUGGCGGCAGCAGCAGCAGCAGGAGCAGCACCAGCGGUGGCGGCGGCGGCUGCAGCGCCAUUGGCUGCAGAAGUGACAGGAGCAGCAGAAGCAGCGGUAGAAGCAGCAGGGGCCAUUAGGAACGACGGGAGGGGAAGGUAUCUGGACAUACGCACAGAGGCAGCAGCGGCGCGUGCGGACCUGAUAGCAGCAUGUGACGACGUCCUCCAGCUCUUCAAAGCAGCCUGCGAGCUUUUGAAACAAGCACCUGUUGCGGCCCACUGGGCGCGCCAUGCACAGGGCAUGCGUGCAGUAGCCGAGAUUCAGUCCACGGUACUCAAGAUCGGGGCUGCUAUCUCGACCUGUCGGGCUGUGCGGGUGGCGAUCCGCGAGUCGGAUGCGGCGAUCGGGAGGGAAGAUGCGCUGACUGCAGCGUUUGCUGCUGCCACAGCUGCAGGCGUGUUUGUCGACAGGGAUAGUGAGAUCUUAGGUGCAUUAGAGGGCGAGGGUGAGGGAGGAAUGGUCCAGCUCGAAGAUUUUGAUGGCAUGCUGCCUGACGAUGACUUAGCUGCUGAUGGCGCUGAUGGUAGUGGGAGAGAGAGGGAGAGGGAGAGGGAGAGGGAGAGUGAGAGGGAGAGGGGUGUGGUUGACACUCAGGCACGGGCUCUGGAUACGCUGGAUUCGCUGAUGUCGCAGCUGGGUGUGCAGAGGGGUGCCAUGUUUGAUAGCUUCAGGUCCAUGCGCAUGCCUCGCAGUGCCGAACGACUGGCGGCUGGGGCUGCUGCUUCAGGUGGGGCUGCUGCCGCUGCUGUGGCUACUGCUGCUGCUGGUGCUGCUGUGGCUGGUGGUGGUGCUGGUGGUGGUGCUGGUGGUGGUGCUGGUGGUGGUGGUAUGGCUGCUGCUGUUGCUGCUGCUGCUGGUGUGGCUGCUGUUGCUGGCGCUGCCACUGCUGCUGCUGCUGCUUAUGCUGCUGCUGCUGCUGGUGCGGCUGCUGCUACUGCUGCAAACGUUGCUGACCUGGCUGAUGCUGCUGCUGGUGGAGUGGCUGCUGCUGCUGGUGGUUGGGCAGCAGCAUCAGGAGGGGCGGUUGCUGCAGCUGGUGUGGCUGCUGCUGCUGGGGUUGCUGCUACAACUGAGACUGCUGCUGGUGGGGCAGCAGCAGCGGGAGGUGCGGUUGCUGCUACUGCUGGAACAGCGGCAGCAGGCGGGGCGGCGGCAGCAGCAGGCAGGGCUGGAGCAGCAGCAGGGGGAGCCGCAGCAUCAGCAGUGCAGCAAGGGGCAGGGGAAACAGCACCUGCAUCCCAGCAUGUAGAAGGGACACGAGGGGCGGGAGAACGAGCUGAGAAGGUUAAAGGGGAUGGAGAGCAGCCAAGCAGCAGACGGCCACCAGACAGGCGAAGGUCGGUAAUCAGUUCAAAGUCCAGAAGAAAGUCAACAGGCGACUCCUCGAAGACAUCCGUCUCUGGGAUUCCUGUCGAAGUGAUCUGCCCUCCUCUGGAGUCCUUGAACCUCCAAGGCCUUCACUUCAUCACCACUCCUGAGCCUACCUGGCUGCCUGCAACCCUUCCUUCCGCAUCCCCCCUCAUGUGCCUUUCUCCCCCCGCCGUAGCAUCCUCUCUGUUCCCCCCGUCUUCCUGCUUCUCCCCUGCUCCGGGCUUAAGGCUGAGUGCUCGGCCGCAGUCGUUUGAGUCUGUGGCACGGGCUGCAGUUUUCGGGAAGCUGAAGCGACUCACUUUGGUGUGCUGCUCUGGGUUGGGGAAGGAACAGCUGCUGGAUUUGCUCCGUGCAUGCGUGGUGUUGGAGGAACUUAGCAUGCAGAAUAAUGGGACGAUGUCGGAUUGGGUGGUAGAGAGAAUCAGGCUGGCGAUGCUCAGGUGUUUGAAUGUGGUGGGAUGCAGCGGAAUUACUGAAGCUGGCAUAGGAGGGCUUCUUGGAAGCUUCCCAAGACUGCGAGAAUUGAAGGUCGAAGCUGGUAAGGUCUCUGAAAGGGCCCGGAGGGAGUUGGUCCGUGCUGAUGUGGUUGUGAGGGGAGUGCGGCAUGUGCAACAAGUGCAUUCAUGGGCCUGUGGUUUGUUUGUGACGUAGGUAGCUUCUUUUUGCUGGACUUCGUGGAAUGUUUAGGGUAGGGGUCCCAUUGGGUAUAAUUCUUUCGAUCUGCUCAGGGUGCUUGGUGCAAAAAAUGAAUUGCUCCAGGUUAGCACGGUGUAGGUGCAGGUGCUCUAUUGUAUCGUAUUGAAUAAACGGGUCAGUGUCGU
Closterium sp. NIES-67 is the source of this 4250-nucleotide messenger RNA. The record is from the annotation of a GenBank genome assembly. NCBI's taxonomy places the organism in Eukaryota, Viridiplantae, Streptophyta, Zygnematophyceae, Desmidiales, Closteriaceae.